UCUUGCUUUCAAAAAGGUUGGUGACUCCUGAUCUAAAGUUACGACAUUACUCUGCUCUAACUGGCGGACACGGCCCUCGCAGAGCCAACCUCUCCGCACCCAGCUGGGCAAAACCUGGUCCUGUAUUCUCUCUUGGAUAUGCAACACUUCUCAUGUUGAUUGUAAUUUUCAUUCCAACGCAGCUCUCAGAAAGUGCGGAAAUACGAGGGGAGAUCGGAGGGAAUGUGACUAUUCCUUGCCCUGUGGAUGAAGGAAAGAACAUUACUUUCUUCUACCUUCAGAAGAAAGAUGUCUUUGUAAAUGGCUUCAAUCAGGGUCGCGAUGUCAAAAAGGCAUGGCCCAACUCCAGGGUGGUGAAAGGCACAACCACAGUACAAAUGUUUCACUUGAACGCCUCACACAAUGGGGAGUACGAGUGCAUCAUUUGUUACGACGGGAUGGCCAAGCCUGAAAUGACAUACAUACACCUUAUUGUCACAGCCAACUACAGCACGCCGACAUUCACCAAGUCCCGUGAGGGCGGCGUCUGCAACGUGAGCUGCGACACAGACGGCGGUUAUCCCAGCGCCGAUCUGACGUUGGACUUUGUUGACGGCGGCAACAUCACAUGGUUGGAUGUUCGACGCGGCCCUAACCAGCCCGACCCCGACACCGGCUUGUAUCGCAAUUCCAUCAAGGCGUCCUACAACUGCUCCGACAGGGAAAGAAAGCUCCGAUGUUCCGCGGGUGACGUCACAGCGUCUAGUGAUCCAGAUCCCACAACCGGUUAUAUUCCGGUUGUGAUCGGCGUGAUCUUUGCUGUGGUGCUCAUUGUUGGGGUGCUCAUUGGGAUUUAUAAACGACGCCAAAUAUUAGAAGCUUUGGACCGAUGUUUGCAGACAACCAAUGCUGAGGAAGGACAGCCAAUGAGGACGUACCCCGGCUGACAGCGCCGCCUUUUAUAGACCCUACUGGAGAGACCUGUGUGAAGUCUGCUGAAAAACUGGUCUCUCACAGCCCACUCCCAAGACUACACUGACGUCCUCUCUUGCUACAAAAGUGCCUUAGACUCUUCCUCCUAUUACUCUCCACUCUUGGAUUCUGGGACCAGUGACCCCAAGACCGUGUUCUCUGCCAUCAAGAAAUCCACAAACCCAGUGCCAAUAUCACCUGAUCAGUCACUAGCAACAACUGGAACUCCUUCCUCUCAUUCUUUAAUACCAAAGAUAUUUACAGAACUCUAGCCACUCCACACAUUCUCCCUUUCCUUCUCCUGCCUGGUCUAGAACUACUCAAGUCCUCUCCCAGUUUUCCAUGGUCACGCAAUCUUCAAACGCUUGGAAAACUCAAGCUGUCUACCUGAACAUCCAGCUUCAUCUCCCCAUCAAUCAAUCAAUCACCAGUGCCUCAAAGGGCUUCGCAAACCACAAUGAGAUCCGGGGCAAGUGAAAACUCCAAAAGCCCAACACGGGACAAAGAAGACACCGUGGGAAAGGGGCCGUAGACGUGGGGAAGGUCUCCUGGCUGCAAUGGAUGCCGAGUCGGUACAGUUGUUGAAUUGUUACAUUCGUGAUAACGCGAGAGUCCAGUCCAGUCUGUGGUCCUCUCCAAGGUUUCUCAUUGUCCCUUUGGGUUGAGUUUUUCCUUGCCCUGGUGUGGGAUCUGAGCCGAGGAUGACGUUGUGGCUUGUGCAGCCCUUUGAGACACUCGUGAUUUAGGGCUAUGUAAGUAAACAUUGAUUGAUUGAAGACUAUAAAAAUGGGAGCCAUUACCACCCUGCUUGGCACUCAGCAUCAAGGGUUGGAAUUGGGGGUUAAAUCACCAAAAAUGAUUCCCGGGCGUGGCCACCGCUGCUGCUCACUGUUUUUCAAGCAUUGACCGGUCCGCAGCUACAAAAAGGUUGGGGACCACUCAUCUAAAUUAACUAUAUGACUUGCCUAAGUAGCUGGACAGGACAAAAAAAAAAAGACAGGAAUUAACCUCCGUACUUUUGAACCAAUAUUAAGCUAUACAUGAAGCUAGAACGCAACACUACAUACAUCUUUAGGGCUAUAUAAAUAAACAUUGAUUGAUUGGUUGAUCUUGUGGCCUAGCCCAGGGAGCAAUACUGGGACCAAAACGAUUCAAUCUUGAUAUAAACGACAUUUGUAAAGUUACCAAAGUAUUGUUACGUGUAUAUAACCUGCGAGCCAAGAAUGUCCGACAAGUACCAAGAGAAGAAUACCGUAUUUCCUUGAAUUGCCGCCGGGAAUAUAGUAUUCGCCUGCCUAGAAUUACAGCCGGGUCAAACUCGUUUCGCAAAAUAAUUAGCGCAUGCUUGGCACUUCCGCCGGGUCAAAUAUGAGUCAUUAAAUGACUCCCGCCGCCUAGUGGUAGAGGGCGCUAGUGAUCCUUCUUGCGACUACCAGUACUGCAGGAGACAGGUGCUGCAGAAGAAGACAACAAGCAGCAAGCAUGAGCAGCGAUUGUUUGCUUGCACUUUUACCAUGGAGGAUUACAUACCUAAAAUAAAACAGUUUUCUAAACUGGACUUUCAAUCGAAGCAGGAGGUAAUACUUAAAGGAAUAUCUCCAGAGGCUUUUAAAAUUGAAGAAAGAUAAGAAAGACUGCCUUUGAUCAGAAGCAGCUGCACAUGCACCCAUUUACAAGUAAAGGUAAGAUCACAAUAAUGUUUUUUUUUAUUAAAUGUGCUUUUCAUGAUAAGGUAAGCGCCGGAGUGAGAAGAGGUUUUAAAAUAAUUAGCGCAUGCUUGCCCAUUCCGCAUGGUUUUGGUAAGCGCCGGAGUGAGAAGAGGUUUUAAAAUAAUUAGCGCAUGCUUGCCCAUUCCGCAUGGUUUUGGUAACCGCAGGAGUGAGAAGAGGUUUUAAAAUUAAUUAGCGCCUCUGCGGCUAUUCAAGGAAAUACGGUAUAAUCUUCGAGGGGGAAAAAGAUAGUGAUUUAAAACAUCUGUAUGCAUGAACAACACUGAAACCUUGAGCAUAUCACUGUGAAGAAAAGGGCUAAUGCACAAUGCACUGAUGGGAGCAAGUAUUAACAAAUGAGGUGUUUACAAAGAACAAUCCUGAUAAACAUUUUGAACAAUUAGCAUUAUUUCUAGGGAUGUCCGAUAAUAUCGGCCGAUAAAUGCGUUAAAAUGUAAUAUCGGAAAUUAUCGGUAUUGGUUUUUUUAUUAUCUGUAUCGUUUUUUGUUUUUUUUAAAUUAAAUCAACAUAAAAAACACAAGAUACACUUACAAUUAGUGCACCAACCCAAAAAACCUCCCUCCCCCCAUUUCUUUCUAUUAUCAAUAUUCUGGUUCCUACAUUAUAUAUCAAUACAGUCUGCAAGGGAUACAGUCCGUAAGCACACAUGAUUGUGCGUGCUGCUGCUCCACUAAUAGUACUAACCUUUAACAGUUAAUUUUACUCAUUUUCAUUCAUUACUAGUUUCUAUGUAACUGUUUUUAUAUUGUUUUACUUUCUUUUUUAUUCAAGAAAAUGUUUUUAAUUUAGUUAUCUUAUUUUAUUAUUAUUUUUAAAAAAGUACCUUAUCUUCACCAUACCUGGUUGUCCAAAUUAGGCAUAAUAAUGUGUUAAUUCCACGACUGCAUAUAUCGGUUGAUAUCGGUAUCGGUUGAUACGGGCGGCGUGGGGAAGUUGUUAGAGUGGCCGGGCCAGCAAUCGGAGGGUUGCUGGUUACUGGGGUUCAAUCCCCACCUUCUACCAUCCUAGUCACGUCCGUUGUGUCCUUGGGCAAGACACUUCACCCUUGCUCCUGAUGGCUGCUGGUUAGCGCCUUGCAUGGCAGCUCCCGCCAUCGGUGUGUGUGUGAAUGGGUGAAUGUGGAAAUACUGUCAAAGCGCUUUGAGUACCUUGAAGGUAGAAAAGCGCUAUACAAGUAUAACCCAUUUAUCAUUUAUAUCGGUAUCGGUAAUUAAAGAGUUGGACAAUAUCGGGAUAUCGGGAAAAAGCCAUUAUCGGACAUCCCUGAUUAUUUAUUUAUUUAUAAGUUAUAUAACUUAUUUUACGGUUUGGUAUGAUUGUCUGCGAGUUGAAAAGGGACCAAACAUGCGUGUUUGAGGUUGGAUUAGAGAAGAUCUGCUUCUUCCCGCUGCUUUUCGAACAUGCUGAAAUUAUACUAUGAAUAUUUAUUGUCUCUUUGCGCUGGUUGUAAGGUUGCUGCAGCAAUAGGAACUGCUUGUACGUGUUAGCCAUCCCUUUACCACUUUUGACGUGCGGGGCUUCUUGAGGAAAGUUCUGUGGUCAGAUGAAACAAAAACGGAGGUGUUUGGCCACAAUACCCAGCAAUAUGUUUGGAGGAGAAAAGGUGAGGCCUUUCAUCCCAGGAACACCAUCCCUACAGUCAAGCAUGGUGGUGGUAGUAUUAUGCUCUGGGCCUGUUUCGCUGCCAAUGGAACUGCUGCUUUAAAUGGGACAAUGAAAAAAGGAGGAUUACCUCCAAAUUCUUCAGGACAAGCUAAAAUCAUCAGCCCGGAGGUUGGGUCUUGGGGCGCAGUUGGGUGUUCCAACAGGACAAUGACCCCAAACACACCUCAAAAGUGGUAAAGGAAUGGCUAAAUCAGGCUAGAAUGAAGGUUUUAGAAUGGCCUUCUUAAAGUCCUGACUUAAAGGUGUGGACAAUGCUGAAGAAACAAGUCCAUGUCAAAAAAGCAACACAUUUAGCUGAACUGCACCAAUUUUGUCAAGAGGAGUGGUCAAAAAUCCAAGCAGAAGCUUGUGGAUGGCUACCAGAAGUGCCUUAUUGCAGGUCAACUUGCCAAGGGACAUGUAAGCAAAUAUUAACAUUGCUGUAUGUAUACUUUUGACCCAUAAUAAAUUC
Messenger RNA from Entelurus aequoreus (snake pipefish), 4797 nucleotides. RefSeq lists its product as uncharacterized. NCBI's taxonomy places the organism in Eukaryota, Metazoa, Chordata, Actinopteri, Syngnathiformes, Syngnathidae. The record is from RefSeq and is a predicted model, not a curated record. The transcript is spliced from 9 exons. The coding region runs from base 153 to 926 and encodes 257 amino acids.